AUCAGAUACGGCCAUCCGCUAGGGCUUACACGAACUAAAGCAUCACAAGUAAUUUACCAUUACCCAAAACCGUCACCGAACCUACUCUCUCCGUUCCCCUCUGGUCCUUUCUCUCGAGCUGCUCUCAUGGCGGUCGUCCCCCCUUCCUCCCCCGAAAACCUGGAACCAAAAUCCGACAAAUCCGAGCCCAAAAACCCCCAAUCCGCUCCCCAAGAUCCUUUCUCUGUUCCCCCUCCGUCCACCACUGUGGCAUCCGCCACCGCCGAAAACCCUAACCCCAAUCCACCUCCGAAUCCGAAUCACAACCCCAACCUCAAUCCGAACCCCGCCGUCGUGACACCGCCGCCUCCAUCCGUUCCGGUCUUGGCCCCGUCGUUCCGGCCCCUGGGCGCCCCCCCGGCCCCCCCGUACUCCAUCCCGAAUCCCAGCUACCACGGCCCGAUGGCCCAAAAUCCGGGCAUCCAACCUCCGGGGGUCUCGGGGCCGGUAUCGAUCGUGCUUCCCGGGGCGGCGAGCGGCGCCGGAGCUGUGACAGUCUCCGUUUCGCCGGUGCAGCCUGGCGGCGCGUACUCGGUCCCCCACGGCCAGCCCCUCCAAUCUGCUCCGAUGCCUUAUGGGCAGGUUCACAAUGGAUAUAUGGGAGUUCCCGCUCCUUCUCCACAGGCUCCGGCAGCGAUUCCUCCACCUGGGGUGCCCCGUUAUCCUGCGCCAUACACGGCUAUGAUUCAUCCUGGCUUUCCUCCCCGCCCAAUUCCACCAGUUGGUGUGUUACCCCAACUUCCACGGCCUCCUGUUCCGGGAAUUCGUGGUGUUCCUCCUAUUGUUACCCCCAUGGUUAGGCCAGUUGUCCCAAUUGUUCCACCAACAGAAAAGCCACAAACCACAGUUUAUAUUGGCAAGAUUGCACCUACAGUAGACAAUGAGUUUCUGCUGUCUGUUCUUCGGCUUUGUGGGCCAGUGAAGAAUUUGAAACGUGCUCAAGAUCCCUCUGAUGGGACUCCUAAGGGCUUUGGGUUUUGUGAAUUUGAGUCUGCUGAAGGGGUUCUUCGAGCAUUGCGCUUGCUGAGUAAACUGAACAUUGAUGGACAGGAGUUGAUGCUAAAAGUUACGGAAGCAACCAGGAAAUACCUUGAACUUUAUGUUGAAAAGAAAACUGAAAGAGAAAAGCUCAAAGAAACUGAAAAUGGAGCUGUUGAUAAAGACAGUGAAAGUGCAGGAGGUGUUGAAAAGCAAGAGCCUCCAAAGCCAGUUGUAGAAGAAAAGGAAAAGGAUUCAGAAGAUUCCAUGGACAAAGAAAAUCAAGAGAACACUGAAAAAUUUGGUAUUGUUACAGAUGAAGAUCGUGAGGCUGAUAGGGAUGCUCUGGAGAAACUGACAAAUAUGAUAGAGGAAAGAUUAAAAACUAAACCUCUGCCUCCUCCACCACCACCAGCACAGACCCCUGCUGAUGGUUCCGCUAAAUCAAACUCUGAAGUUCAUUCAAAAUCUAGGGAUGGGGAUUCAGAUGUGGAUAUUAUGAAAAGCGAUGCUGCUGAAGAUAAGAAUGAUGAUGAGACAAGUAGUGAAAAUAAGCCAGCAACUGAUCAUGAAAAGCCCGAGGCUGGCUCACCUGAUAAGAGCAGGAAGCAUGACAGUAAGAGCAAAGAUCGAGAAAGGGAGCGUGAUUUGAAACGGGAGAAGGAAAGGGAACUGGAGAGAUAUGAGCGUGAACGAGAGCGCGAGAGAGUUAGGAGGGAGAGGGAAAGAGAGUUGAAAUUGAGAGAGGCUGAGCGGUUGUAUAAAGAACGUCUUAAGGAGUGGGAAGGUAGAGAAAGAGAGAAAGAGUACCAGCGGCAGCAUGAGAAGGAAAGGGAGAAAGAUAAAGAACGGGAACGCCGCAGAGAGAUCCUGAAGCAGGAAGAUGACAGCGAUGAUGAUGAUUUAAGGAAAAGAAGGCGUAGGAGUAGUGCGCUUGAGGAGAAGAGGAGAAAGAGACAGAGGGAGAAGGAGGAUGACUUGGCUGAUAGAUUAAAAGAAGAAGAAGAAAUCGCUGAAGCAAAGAGGAGGGCAAUUGAAGAGCAGCCAUCUAAAAAUGACUCAAAGUCCCCUAGUGAUAUGAUUAUUGAGAGUGAAAAACAUGUAAUGCAAGAAGAAGGAAAAACUGUUGAAGGUACACAAAUUGCUCCAGAGCUGGCUUAUGAAAGUGUUUCUGGUAAUGGUGACACCCCUGGUGAUGGAAUCUGCAGAAAUGGCAGUAGUGAUGAACUUACCAUGGGACCGGCUGCAACAGCUGAAGUGAAGCAGAAUAACAAUGCUCCAACUAGGAAGCUAGGGUUUGGUCUUAUAGGUUCAGGAAAACGAACAACUGUACCUUCUGUUUUUCAUGAAGAGGAUGAUGAAGAUGUGGAUGAUAAAAAGAUGAGACCACUUGUGCCUAUCGAUUAUUCUACGGAGGAACUGCAGGCUGUCCAGAAUAAUGCUUCUGGGGCACCAGCAAAUCUGGUGGCUGCUGCUGAAUUUGCCAAGCGCAUCUCUACCACUAAUCCUAAAGAAGAGAGAGCUGAGAUGGAAAAGGAUAGAAGUAGAAAAUCUAAUGACAGAUUUAGUCAGAGAGAGCGAGAUAGAAAUGACGAGGAGAGUAUCCGUGGCAGGGAUGAGAGCAAGAAGAUGCAUGAUCAGGAAAGGGAUCGAGAUGAUAAGUUGAGAACAGAAAACAAGAAGCUUUUGGAUGCAAAACAAUUGAUUGACAUGAUCCCAAAGACUAAAGAAGAACUCUUUAUUUAUGAAAUUAAUUGGGAUAUAUAUGACAAGCACGAGUUGCAUGAGAGAAUGAGACCAUGGAUUUCAAAGAAAAUAACUGAAUUUCUUGGAGAGGAGGAAGCAACAUUGGUGGACUACAUUGUAUCCUGUACCAAAGAUCACAUGCGGGCUUCAAAAUUGCUAGAACUGCUUUCAUCUAUCUUGGAUGACGAGGCUGAAAUGUUUGUCCUCAAGAUGUGGAGGAUGUUAAUUUUUGAGAUCAAGAAAGUUGAGACAGGUCUACAGGUGAAACCAAGGGCCUGACUGCAAGGUUACAUUUCCUUUCUUGUCUUUAAGUCCUUAUCUGUUUGAUGCAUUGUUUUACUUUGUCGAAGUUACUGUUAUAGUAUUGGAGAGAACAGGAACUGUAAACAGCCAUUUUUUUUACCAAGUGCUUGUGUAUGUGGUACUGAUCAAUCUCUAGCUAUCGUAUCCCAGCAUUUUUGCCUGAUUGGUGAAGGAUUCGCAUUGGUUCUCUAGUUCCUUUGACCUGCAAUUCUCCUUAUUGCCUCAGAGAUGAUCAUGGAGGGACUUUUAGUACAUUUGAAGUUCAAUUUUUGCGGUGUUUGUGAAUAAGAAGAGCGCUCUCUUGUGACAGGACAAAUCUAAGCGAUACUGAUAGGUAUUCCAUCAACUGCGCUUGCUUCAUUCAAUUCUUCCAAUAUAUUAUGUACUCAGUAGCACCAUCAAACAGUUUGACGGUAUGUUAUCCAGGCCUUAUUUAUUUCAAGGUUGUCAUGCAGAUGGCAAACUUCUGAAGUCCGAAUCCAAUAGGUUUGUUUAGGGUCAUAUUGACCAAAUUGUGUAUUAUCUAUUCUGUGAUAUGGAGUGAGAAGCCUUAUUCACAGUCACACAGAUAAUAUUACAGAUUGUACAGCUGCCCAUAUCUAGGUAAUCUUGGGGGGAGAUGAAUCAUAAUGCUUCUGAUCUGUUUCCUAAAUAGAACUAGAUUGUUUCUGUUGUAAUUUAUUGUUUUGCUCAAAUGAUCAAACAGUGUUAUAUGGACAUAUUCCUUGCACGUAGAGGACUUGCUGAUCAACUCUGGUAUUAUAUUCUAUGUAUGCCUAUUUGUAAUUGCAGUUUGAGCACUUGCUAGUCCAUCAGUUAUUGCAUGGAUAUUUGCAAGUCCAA
This is a messenger RNA of Elaeis guineensis (African oil palm), 3909 nucleotides long. Its product is annotated as RNA-binding motif protein 25. The record is from RefSeq and is a predicted model, not a curated record. NCBI's taxonomy places the organism in Eukaryota, Viridiplantae, Streptophyta, Magnoliopsida, Arecales, Arecaceae. Gene Ontology annotation, molecular function: RNA binding.